AUGGAGGGGGACACACACUUACUGAGGGAGAUCAGAGAACUGCGUUCAGAGAUCAAGAAGCUAGAGAAAGAGAACCAAGAACUCAGAGGAGAAUUAAGUCAAGUUGGACACAAUACGAUAUGUGACAAGGAACGAGAGCUGAGAACUGGCAUUAGGUGUGACCAGGCACAAAAGGAAGAGGUGAUGUGCAAAGGCCUGCUACGCAGAAAUGUGUCCGUCCAAUCCGCCGACCUUCUGCAAGAACAGACAGGCACUGCAAUGACUGUCCGUCGGUAUUCUAUGUCCUCUCUCCAUUCAAGCUCUGAACACUGUAAGCACAGUGAACACCUGAAAAGACGUUCAAGUAGUGAAACACUACCAGGACCAAACCAGAACCAAAAGUCUGACACUGAUCUUCAGUUAGCCAAAGAUGAGGAAACUGCUGCUGAAAUGCUGGUUGUGAAUAUCCCCAAGACGAGAUCAUUCCAGCAAUAUAUGCACAAGUGCAGGGGCAGAGUAAAGGCUGUCACUUUUAUGCUACCGAUGGAUAUGAGAGAUUAUGGUGAAAAUCAAAAGACUUUCCAGGCUCCUCCAAAUCAAAGCGCAAAUCACUUGAGUACUAUAAUUGAAAAGGAUCCAUGA
This is a messenger RNA of Bufo gargarizans (Asiatic toad), 621 nucleotides long. RefSeq names its product putative coiled-coil domain-containing protein 195. Lineage: Eukaryota; Metazoa; Chordata; Amphibia; Anura; Bufonidae. The transcript is spliced from 3 exons. Bases 1 to 621 code for a protein of 206 amino acids. The record is from RefSeq and is a predicted model, not a curated record.